CGUCGGAGGUUGUCGUGGGGCGGGGCGCGUGAGACUGGAAGCCAGGGGGCUGGGGGAGGCCACGGGGUGGCCAGAGCGACUAGAUCUAAUGAGUUCUGUCCCCGAAGUCGCGUUCCGCAGCCUUGGUCAGCACCUGGGCAGAAGGUACCUUCCAUGAACGCCUCCGCUCAGCACCGGGAUUGCCUGAUUGUAGGCAAGUCUCGCUGCUACCCCGGGAGUAGCGUGGUUGACGUUGCUGCCUUUUUAAUGUGUGCCAGAGGCGAGGGAACUUGCCCAGCGCGUCAAGCAAGGCAGGGGGCAGGGACAGAAGUAAAUGAAAGUAAAUGGAUGAGAGAUGGCGUUAUUUUACCUCGCACCAUGAGAGAGACUGGGGAGAAACUAGAAAGGAGAGCAAGUCCUGUAAAAGAAACUUAAGCCGAUCUCCAAGCAUGUCCAGUGUCCUGUUGAGAACGCUGGAAGGACUUUUUUCCAGACUCCAAAGUCCAGUUCCAACACUAAGAGCUUUUUUCACGUCACAACCCUUGCAUCAAGUGGCAGAUCCUGUGUGGAACUUGGGUAGACUAAAUCAUGUAGCCAUAGCAGUGCCAGAUUUGGAAAAGGCUGCAACAUUUUAUAAGAAUGUACUGGGGGCCCGGGUAAGUGAGGCGGUCCCUCUUCCCGAACAUGGAGUAUCUGUUGUUUUUGUCAACCUGGGAAACACCAAGAUCGAACUGCUUCAUCCAUUGGGAAGUGACAGUCCAAUUGCAGGUUUUCUGCAGAAAAACAAGACUGGAGGAAUGCAUCAUAUCUGCAUUGAGGUGAAUAAUAUAAAUGCAGCUGUGAUGGAUUUGAAAAAAAAGAACGUCCGUUGCUUAAGUGAAGAGGCCAAAAUAGGAGCACAUGGAAAACCAGUGAUUUUUCUCCAUCCUAAAGACUGUGGGGGAGUCCUUGUGGAACUGGAACAAGCUUGAUUUAUAUUUGCAAGAAACUAAGUUAAUUGACCUGAAAAGGCCUAUCAAACACUAUCAAAAUGUACUAUAGCCUUGAGUCCUUCACUGCUUUCAUCACUUAAAAGUGAUUUGGAGAAAACCUUGAUUAUCGAAAUACUUAAGGAAUGUUAUUAAAAUCAUAUUCAUAGAAAUAAAUGAUUCCUAUUCUAAAA
Molecule: messenger RNA, 1141 nt
Organism: Microcebus murinus (gray mouse lemur)
Lineage: Eukaryota; Metazoa; Chordata; Mammalia; Primates; Cheirogaleidae
Gene: MCEE
Product: methylmalonyl-CoA epimerase
Biological process (GO): L-methylmalonyl-CoA metabolic process
Cellular component (GO): mitochondrion
Molecular function (GO): methylmalonyl-CoA epimerase activity
Source: RefSeq, a predicted model, not a curated record